GUGCUCACAGCUCCUGCGGCCGGACGGGCGGCGCGGUGGCGGCUCUCAGCUGCGAGUGGAGACGCCGGAGGUCGGCGAGGAGGAGGCGGCGCCGCGGCGGAGUCUCUGGGCACCGAGUGGAGACGCCGGGCGGCCGCUGCGCUCCGUGCUCCAGGCCGCCGUGCGCGGCGAGGCUGCAGGCUGCGGGGUCCCGGCUCGCCGUCCUCCUCCCGCCGCCCCGAGCCCCGAUCCCCGGGCACCGCGGAGUGGAAGCAAAAUGUCCGUGAGCGUGCACGAGAACCGCAAGUCCAGGGCCAGCAGCGGCUCCAUCAACAUCUACCUGUUCCACAAGACCUCGUACGCCGACAGCGUUCUCACACACCUGAACCUGCUGCGCCAGCAGCGCCUGUUCACUGACGUCCUUCUGCAUGCCGGGAACAGGACCUUCCCGUGCCACCGGGCGGUGCUGGCCGCCUGCAGCCGCUACUUCGAGGCCAUGUUCAGCGGCGGUUUGAAGGAGAGCCAGGACAGCGAGGUGAACUUCGACAACUCCAUCCACCCCGAGGUGCUGGAGCUGCUGCUGGACUACGCGUACUCCUCCCGCGUCGUCAUCAACGAGGAGAACGCAGAGUCGCUCCUGGAGGCCGGCGACAUGCUGGAGUUCCAGGACAUUCGGGACGCGUGUGCAGAGUUCCUGGAGAAGAACCUGCACCCCACCAACUGCCUGGGCAUGCUGCUGCUCUCGGACGCGCACCAGUGCACCAAGCUGUACGAGCUCUCCUGGAGGAUGUGCCUCAGCAACUUCCAGACCAUCCGGAAGAACGAGGACUUCCUCCAGCUGCCCCAGGACAUGGUGGUGCAGCUCCUGUCCAGCGAGGAGCUGGAGACCGAAGACGAGAGGCUCGUGUACGAGUCCGCCAUGAACUGGAUCAGCUACGACCUGAAGAAGCGCUACUGCUACCUGCCGGAGCUGCUGCAGACGGUGAGGCUGGCUCUCCUGCCCGCCAUCUACCUCAUGGAGAACGUGGCCAUGGAGGAGCUCAUCACCAAGCAGAGGAAGAGCAAGGAGAUCGUGGAGGAGGCCAUCCGGAGCAAGCUGAAGAUCCUGCAGAACGACGGCGUGGUGACCAGCCCCUGCGCCCGGCCCCGCAAGACGGGCCACGCCCUCUUCCUCCUGGGAGGACAGACGUUCAUGUGCGACAAGCUGUAUCUGGUCGACCAGAAGGCCAAGGAGAUCAUCCCCAAGGCGGACAUCCCCAGCCCCAGGAAAGAGUUCAGCGCGUGUGCCAUCGGCUGCAAGGUGUACGUCACCGGGGGCCGGGGCUCGGAGAACGGCGUGUCCAAAGAUGUGUGGGUCUACGACACCCUGCACGAGGAGUGGUCCAAGGCCGCCCCCAUGCUGGUGGCCAGGUUCGGCCACGGCUCCGCCGAGCUCAAGCACUGCCUGUACGUGGUCGGGGGCCACACGGCCGCCACCGGCUGCCUGCCCGCCUCCCCGUCGGUCUCCCUGAAGCAAGUGGAGCACUACGACCCUGCCACCAACAAGUGGACCAUGGUGGCCCCGCUCCGGGAAGGUGUCAGCAACGCCGCGGUGGUGAGCGCCAAGCUCAAGCUGUUCGCCUUCGGAGGGACCGGCGUGAGCCACGACAAGCUCCCCAAGGUGCAGUGCUACGACCAGAGCGAGAACAGGUGGACCGUGCCGGCCGCCUGCCCCCAGCCCUGGCGGUACACGGCGGCGGCCGUGCUGGGCACCCAGAUCUUCAUCAUGGGAGGCGACUCGGAGUUCUCCGCCUGCUCGGCGUACAAAUUCAACAGCGAGACUUACCAGUGGACCAAGGUGGGCGACGUGACGGCAAAGCGCAUGAGCUGUCACGCCGUGGCCUCCGGGAACAAGCUGUACGUGGUCGGGGGCUACUUCGGCAUCCAGCGCUGCAAGACCCUGGACUGCUAUGACCCGACCCUAGACGUGUGGAGCAGCGUCACCACCGUGCCCUACUCGCUGAUCCCCACUGCGUUCGUCAGCACCUGGAAGCACCUGCCUUCCUAGACGCCGCCCGCCGGGAGGUCUGGGCACGAGCUCACUCCACCUCUUGGUGAGAUGAGACAGAUUUCUACUCUGGAGAAAGAAGGAGAAAAGGAGUGACUCUGGACUCUGGUGGUCUGCUGCUCCUGGGACAUGGCCCACCUGUCUGUGAAGGAGUGGGGCGGGGAGGGGGGGUUUCUCCAUGUAGGCCGCACGCGGGUUCGGCAUGAAUGAACAGACCUGUGAUCUCGUCCUUGUCUUGUCAUGGUGUGUCAGUGUCAGCCUCCACCAGGCCCUGGGAAGGAGAGAAGAGCCGGACCUUUUCCCUCGCUGGACUGUAUUCAGCACCGGCUUCCCAGGGGCUCCGCUGUGGACGUGCAGAAUUGGAAGUGGUUGUCACCUCUCUCUGAAGAGCGAGUCUGACGCCGUCACACCUGCUGCUGUUGGAAGUGGAGAGCCGACCGUGGGACCCGGAGGGGAGCUGGCUGGGCCGGCUGUGGAGUGGGCACCACUGGGUCCACGCUUUCCAGACAAGGGAAAGCUAUUGGUAGCCGCGUGGAAGAUGUUCUUUCCUAUUUAUAAGAGACUUUAACCUGCCCCUGGCUGUUUAGAACUUUGCUGUAGACUAGCUAUUUAUUGGUCAGUGCCUGCAUGCUCAGACGAUGCUCCCAGUCGUCUUCACGUGACGGACCUGUGUUGAUGCUCAUGAGUUUUGCACAUUUGUGACUUUGCUCACGAUGGAAACGUUUGUGUUACAAUUGAGUAUAACGGGGGGGGGGGGCUGGGGAGGGUGGGGAAGGGACUGUUUGUAAGUGUCACUACAGGGAAGGAUUAGGCAGAAGCGUAAUAUACGCAUCCUAGAGGUAGAGCAAGCAUGUGGGUCACUGUUUUUAGACUCGCCAACUAUCGGUGGGGGUGGGGGUGGGGUGGGGGUGGGGUGGGGGUGGAGGGCUCUGUACGGCCGUCCAGAUGGCGGGGGAGUGAGUAUAGGGGCUUUUGCUCUUUGCUUUUCUCCUUCUCGUCGGCUUAGCCUGUUUCAGUCUCAGCUAGUGAAAUCCGAAAGGGCCGGGUCUCUUUGCGGUUUACUUUAGUUCUGUAUAUAGGCAUAGGUGAAGCAAGGUAUUGUCCAAAGUUUUCCUUAUUUAUUUAUUACCCUAGAGGAACGCCCUGCCUCAACCACAGUUACUGAGAAAGAUAAACAAGACAGAUGCAGAUGAACUCACUCACCAGGUGGGGUUGACCUGGGAAAAUUGUUCUCUCCUCUUGCUGUCUGCAUGUACCAGUAGCUCUCCAAAAUGUAUAGAUCAGGGGGCCAAGCACACACAUCACAGUGCACAAGGACCCGGGUUCAAGCCCCUGGUCCCCACCUUCACAAGUGGCAGGGCUGCAGGUGUCUCUCUGUCUCUCUCCCUCUCUAUUGCCCCCUCCCCUUUCUCUGUCUCUAUCCAAUAAUCAGUUUAAAAAUUAAAAUUAAAAAAGAACUGUCAGAAUAUAUACAUCAGUGCGACACUUAGUCUGUAAAGCCACUCUUCGACACCUCCAAGGGGACACGUUCGGCCUGGGAACAGCAUAGAAGUCAAGGCAGUGCCCCCUCCCCCAUGCUGUCCUCCCUGUGGCUCCCCACCUUAAGAGAAAGGUCUUGCAGGCUAGGCGAGCUGGGCAUUGUUGUGAAUACAUCCUUUUCUAGGGCUUGUUCACUAAGCACACGCUGUGGUAGGUGUUAGUGUUAGAUUCCAGUCGCUGUUUCCCUAGAGGAGUCUGGGGGAGACCACUGUGUGCAGCUUGCACUGCACAUGUCAUGUUUCUCCUGUCACUGUACUUUAGGGACUAGGAUUUAAGACCAGUAACAAUCUUUUUCUCUUUGUGAGCAUGUUUGUAUCUUGGGAUAUAUCCUUGGCAUUUCUCCCCCCCCCGUCCCCCCUGAACACUUUAGACUAACUCUACGAGUCCGUCCUUGCCGUAAGUGAAGUGGGCGGCAGUGGACCACAACGAAUGAGCCGUUGGCAUAAGAAAGGAAGGAGGGAAGAAAGAAGUCACAGUACUUUCCCAGUAGCCGGUCCUUCUUCCUUGGUGUGUUCCGAGCAAUGCAAAUGUCUGAUUGUCCCUGGCUGCAUAGUCACUAGUUCUUUUGUGGCCCUGACAGCUCCUGUAGUGGGUGAUGCAAAUCUGUGAGGAGCCUGGGAGGGUCACUGUGCGGCUUCUGAGGGCAGGGUGAAUUUUCUGCAGCUGCUUCAGGGUUGUGGUCUGUGCUUGAGUCUCCUCUUGAUUACCAUGUGUGAGCCUGAGGGAACCAGGGCCAGGGUGGCCCCCAGCCUGCGGGGAACGUUCUGGACUCUCCCUCUUUGAAUUGGCGGAGGCCUUUGGGCCCGCUCCUUGACCAUUCUCACCCUGUGAAACGUCCCACACUUUGAAGCAAAUACAAUGCACAGCACAGAGCACAUAAAAACCUAGCCUAAGACAGAGAAGGUUCUUAUUCUAUGGGCUGGUUACUGGGGAAACGGGGAACAAAGGGGCAGCCUUCCACUUGUGGUAGAAUUGUGUAACCCCCUUUUCUCUGGGCUUGACACCUGUCUGAAUAAGAGUGAUUAGGACCGAAUAAUCUCCCUCUCGGCCAUUGAAUAUGUGGUUCACGUACAAAGUUGUGUAAGUGGAAGAAAUACAGUGUUCAUGUUCGUACAGAUUUGUUUGCUACUAAGCAUUUUUGAGGCUUUGUGAAACUGUUAUUUUUUUUUCACAAUGUGAAACUGAAGGUCAAAUAAAUUAUUAGAGAUUUUCUCUUCA
Molecule: messenger RNA, 4783 nt
Organism: Erinaceus europaeus (western European hedgehog)
Lineage: Eukaryota; Metazoa; Chordata; Mammalia; Eulipotyphla; Erinaceidae
Gene: ENC1
Product: ectodermal-neural cortex 1
Exons: 3
Coding region: 257-2026 (589 amino acids)
Molecular function (GO): protein binding
Source: RefSeq, a predicted model, not a curated record